Messenger RNA from Trichoplusia ni (cabbage looper), 5438 nucleotides. RefSeq lists its product as uncharacterized. The transcript is spliced from 9 exons. NCBI's taxonomy places the organism in Eukaryota, Metazoa, Arthropoda, Insecta, Lepidoptera, Noctuidae. Gene Ontology annotation, biological process: regulation of cell differentiation. Gene Ontology annotation, cellular component: membrane. The coding region runs from base 626 to 1492 and encodes 288 amino acids. The record is from RefSeq and is a predicted model, not a curated record.
GUGCAAUGAGACAAUUCAAAAAUAUGGACUCUGAAUUAUCUCUCAAUAAUUUCAGUUUUGAUGUCGUUGCUUAUUUUUCAAAUCAUUAGGCCUAAAUAAAAAUAUCUUCAAUCAUAGUUGAACUCAAAAGCAUCUUUCACUUUAUCGAGCAAUGAAGCACCCUGUUUCAAUAAAGUAAACCACCACAAAUUUAAUUAAAUACAAUCAAUGAAGAGUCUAAAACAAUUGAAACUACUAAUACUAAUCGUAAGAGUCGAACAAAACCUCACAAAAACACUAAUAAGGUCUUUAAAUGAGAUUCCCGACCACUUACGUGUGCUCGUAUUGCAGGCGAAUUGAAUUUCCACGGCAUUGUUGGUUUGCGAGGCGGGUAACCCUGGCGCUCGGUGGUCUGCGACAGCUCACCAGUCGCUUUACCACCGCUGUCGCAACCGCUCGCUUCCCUCACACGCACUAACUUUAUACAUGUGAACUUUUUUAUAAAAUAGUGCAGUGCUACACCGAUUGACAAUUUUUUUUAUUAAAAGGACGGUUUUUUUUUCAACGUUGCUUAGACAAUGGGUUUUUACGAAAUCGCCAGGCGGAGCGUAUAGACCAGAACAGGUCAACGGUCCGAGCAAACACAAUGUUUUCCUUAUGCAGACGAUACAAAGACGACCACGAGCAUGGAGCUACACAGAUCAAGGGCGGCUAUAUGUUACGAUACAAACGAAAAUACCUGUGGAACUCGUGGUCGGAAGAAUGGGUAGUGCUCUACGACGACUCUACCAUGGCUUGGUUUAAGGACGCCUCCGGAAAAUGCAUAGCGACUCAGAAGCACCUGGUGAAGGAGUGUCCAGAGAUGUUGGCCAUCGCGACGUGGACGGGGCAGGUGCCGCGCCGCCCCGCGCUGCCACCAGGGGCGCGCCUGUCGCAGCUCAUGGCACUCGGCUCCAGGCGCUCCCCGGGGCACGUCGUCUGGAUGCUCGCCAAGUCUGAUGCAGAGAUGAAGGACUGGAUGGCCGCAAUAUCAAAAACGUUGCCGCCGCCUCCACACAUCGAGCUGGUGAUGGCCAUGCCCUACCUCCGCACGGCAUUCAAAAGACCCACAGUCAGAGUCAGACCGACGUCAUCGGAGAUGUACAACAGGAACUCCCGCAGCGCGGCCGGUGCGCUCGACGGGCGCGGGCUGGUGGCCGUCAUCAAGCGCCAGGUACCGCUCGCCGGCCAGCUCGACCACCAGCUGGCGUGGGGGCAGGGCUGGGGGUGGGUCACCUUGCCCAACGGUGUCUGGAGUGGACGUCUGACCUGGUCCCAAGAAGGCGAAGACUUCGCUCUCCACGCGAUGCCUAUCAUGCAUCACACCAACGUGUCGCAAGCCUGUUCCAUGCUGGACGGCGUUACGGCAUACGAGGCAUCGGCCUACGAACAGGCCCUGGCGGAGUACGACGACGCUGCCACCACCUCCGACGACUGGGACUUCGGAGUCGACUGCGGAGAUUUCAUGAUGUAAAACCUUUUUAUUGAACUUGCGACAUCAAGUGCUGAAAAACGUGAUUCGAAAAAAAAGUAAAUCGAAAGAACUGUCAAAUUUAAAAUGCAGAUGUAUGAAAAUGGAACAUCUUGCAGUCUGACUUUUUAAAGAUGUUGACUUGCACAGCGUUUUUGAGCCGAUACCAUAGAUGUCGCUAAAGGACACAAAUGCAAAGUUUGAUAGACAAGGCGCUUCGUUCAUUGUUCAUGUUAUAUGCUGGUCAUGUUUAACAUAAUUAUUUGUACGGCUUGAAGUCACGUUAUUUAUAUAAACUUGUUUAAAUUUUGUACUCAACAAUUUUUACACAUAUUUGAAUGUUAGCGUCUUGGAAAUGAGUUCUGCACAUAAAUAUGUUAUAACAAACUUAGUCGUUGUGUCCUUUAUAAAAUCCAUUUUGAAAUCCACAGACUCACAUUGCCAAAUUUAUCUUCCUUGUCACCAUAUAUAAUAUGUGUAUCAAUUAUAUAUAAAAUGUGCUGGUCACAAAAAAUCUUAUUGUGCCAAUUAAAAGUUCAUGUACCUAAUAAAAUUAAAUGUCGAACUAUCUUAUGAAUUUUAUAAACAACUUAUAAUUCAAAAUAAAUACUCAGAACUUCUGAAUGUCUGUAUCAAAUAUUUCUGAUGUUGUCGACACAAAAUAAUUGCGAAUGUUACAUCAAAGAGUAAAAAUUUUAAAGAAAUGACACUGCCAAAAAGACCAUACUUUUAUUUCUAAGAGUUAAGAAAUUGAGUUCGCUUUUUGUGUCUAAAUAAUAAUCAAAAUAAAAUCAUGUAAUAUGAAACAAAAAAAUAUGUUUUGCGAAAAAAAAAACUAUUUUGAUUGAGCAUUCGCAAUUUAAUCUAUGCAUUUAAUAGAUGUAUGCUCUAUAGCGGUACUGCAUGUUGUAAUAGAAAAGAUGUGUGUAGCCAUGAAAUACUAUAGAUUUUCAAAUUCUUAAAGUUCGGCCUAGUGAUAAAGCCUAGGAUGUUCAAUGUAGGGUUAGCACGAGACCUCGACCUCUCCGAGCGAUAUUUAUUUACGUAUAAUAUUAUUUACGAACCAUUUGAUACUUCUUAUCUUUAAUCUUUGAUAAAGUGUAACGGUGUUUGUUUUCCCGAAACUAUUUCCUUAUACAUAAAACAUUUCGAAGUAAUAUUAAUGCUGUUGAAACACAAAUUUGGAAGUGAAGCUUUUUAACAAUUUGAAGAGUUACAGAAAAAGUUUUCGAAUGUUUUACGAGAGAACACAAACCAGGGUAUAUAAUUAUUCUGCUUUUAUUCAAAACUUUUCAUAUUAACUGACGCACGAAGAGAGUUACCUACUUGGAGGCAUAAUAAUUAAGCACGUAAGAUGAGUGCUGCGCGCUUGUCCCCUUAUAACACCAAUUACGUUUCAGAAAGUAUAUUUACUCAUUGAACUCGUAUAUAAAUAUUGUAUUUUAGAUCUAAGUUGAUGUUAGUAUAGUAAAUGUGGUCGGUAGAGACAUAACCUAACUGGACGAAGUAUAAUAUGAAGAUCUUUUAAAAGUUUGUAAUACUUUUUAAGAGAACUUUGUGAAUCAAAAUCAACGUUUUGGCAUAUUGUCGGUAUAGUUAGGUGUGUGGUAAACUAGUACAAUUAUUUAUUGAAAUAUUUAGUCGCUAUAAAAUCUUCCGACCUACCCAAAGACUGCCUAACGUUAUUUACCUGAUACCUGUGUUGUGUGUUACCCUAGGCACGGUAAAAGCGAUUUAAUGUCCCUCGCCCCGCGAAUGCUACAUUGCAAGAUGCUUCUUGAUUGAGAUGGUAACAAUUAGUGAAUGAUACAACACUGAAUAUAACGAGUAAUAAUUAAUGGAAUCGAGUACUCGGUGCAUCUAAUUCUUAUGAAAGGACAAAUCUCAUCUUAGGCUUAAUAAUGAUUUUAGACGGAGAUCCCUGUCACACUGAUCGCGCUUACGAUUCGAUCCGACGGCAAAUAAUAAUUAAAUUUCAUUUCAGCCAAAGUAUAUGCUUUAAUAGCGACCAUCAGCGCCAAACGGCCAGUGCGUCUCAAUAUUUCUUAUUAAACAUACAUUUUUACCCAUCAGCACCAUUCAUCGGCUGCCAGCGUGAUAGUAAAAUCGCAAAAAUCGUUGCAUCAUAUGAAGUACUGGCUUAAAAAAAAAAGCUCCACAAAUGCCAUAAAAAGUUAUCUACGAAAAGCGAGUUGUCAAGAUUGACAGAUGUCAAAUUAUGGCGGGAAAACAUGCCCAGAGAGUAUUGGUUAAUGGUCUUGCAAUGUAGCUAUAGAUGUCGUAGUAAAUUAUUGUAUUAUACGAAUGUAUAUUAGAUUUAAUUAGAAGUUUAUAAGAUAUAAAUAGUGACCGCGAUUUACGUUUCAGUAUUUACAUUUGCAAAUUGAAUGUUUAAAUGUUUUUCUACAUAAUAAUUGUGUUUUUAGUUCUUAGAAGAAUCCAAUUAAUAAUUGUUAAGCCACCAUUUUAUCACGUAUCAAUAAUAUUAAGAUUAUUUUAACCAAGAAACUAUUGAACUCCAGACACGUUACUUUAAAUUGUUUUCAGAAGUCACUUAUUUGUGGGAAAAAGUAUAAUAAUAUGAGCGUGCGUUCUUGACCUAUAUUUGUAGAUAUUCCAAAACGACUGAAUGUCGGUCAGUUGAAAACUAUUUGAUUUUCUUUACUGAGUAUCAUAUAGCCGCAUCAAAAGUUGAUAAACACAAUCCGAUUUACCCAAUACUAGAGUCGAUCGACACAGCCUCAUCACAAACGUAUUAAAAGCUUCCUUUAGGCGUGGGGAGUCCGCCGCGCACAUCGGAAUACUUACGCAGUCAGUCGCAUUGUUGGAUAUUCUAUGCCAUAUAUUCGACUACCUCAAGAUGCAAAAGGCUAAGCUAAGUAAACGGGGCUUAAAUUGCCCAAAAGUUUUUUACAAAUCGGAUUUUGUUCAUCAAUUUAGUAGCUUAACAACACAGUUACAUCGAUUUCAAAUUACGUGUACUUUAUGUAUCUACAAACUUUAACGUUAAAUCACUGUAGUCCUUAAUAAUUUGUUAACUGUAAUCAUUUCUAAAAUAAAUGUUAGACAGCAAUAAAACUUUGACUCAAAACGUCAAGUGGGAUAACUGCUACCUCCUAAAACAAUUGGAGGAGAGAGAUGGUGCUCUUCGGUUAGUAGUCCUGUCUCUCUUCCACAGCUGCAAGGAAGUCGCGGCAGACCCCAAGAUAAUGUAAUUAUGAGAUAUUUUUGUAUGGAAAGCUUGUAUGUUUGGUUCAAUGUGAUAUCCUAUUGAUGCAUUUUUUCAUCCUGAUAUUUGUCUUGUUUGGUUUCAGAGCGCUUGUUCGAACAAUUAUUUGGUGAUUGUCUGUACAAAUGACGAAAACAUAAAUACUACUUACAUCUUUAGAACCAAAUUCAACUUAUUGGUACUGACAUGUAUCAAAACAAAACUAAGAAAUCGCCCCUAGAGAUUACGUACACGGUUACAAUAUUCUAAAUAUAUCUUGGGUGAUUAAGCAGCGCUACGGUGGACAUAUGCACAAAAUGAAAUGUGUAAACUAUGUAUUUGAUUCUUAACUUAUUUAUGUGAUACAUAUAAACGAGAGUUACUUGAGAGAUUCCUUAGUAAUGAGUAAAGUUAGACUAGGAUCUGACAGUCAUUUGUGCAGACAAUGGUAACACUUAAACAUCACUGGUAUUACCGACACACGUUAUAAAUAAUAAAUCUUAAAAACUUUGUUGGUGGUAGAACUUUUAAUUGCAACUGUUUUUUGUGUGUAAAACAUCACGAAAGCGAUUUAUUUAAAAACACAUAGCUAAUAAAUUUUAAACUUAUUUAAUUAACGUUUAACUCACGAGUAUUUAUCGGGAUAGUCCGAGUAAUUUUGGACUCGAACGCGCAAAUUACAUACGCGUGAGUAAACCGUUAUUAAAUAAAUAAUUAUGAAUCCGCUUAACGAAACUUAUU